AUGGAUCCCGGCACUGCUCUAGCUGUGGUAUCUCUGUCUUUCCAGGUAUUUGGCGGCAUCAUCCAGGGCUUCACGCUACUAGCGAAAGCGCGCAAUCUGGGCCGAGAUGCAACUCUUCUCCAAACUAUGUUGCGCGUGGAAGAGUCUCGCUUCAUACAGUGGGCGAAAGCUGUGGGGUUGCUGAAGGACUCCGAUUUGCAGUCUGCUGAGAGCAACGGCAAUGACCUCGAGCAUGAUACAGUAACCACUCAGGACGGCUACGGUACGAUCAGCCAGAGCUCAAUUGCGGCACACUCCGUGCUGAACGAAGCAAGUCUUGUUCAAGUACAGGUUGACCCUAGGCUCAAUUACACUUUGGCAUCUCAACUGAUGGCUCAGCUCCAGGUCAUUCUGACCACGGAUGGCCUUCGACAGCGGUACAAACUAGAUCUGGUGGAGAUGCCAGAUACCCCCGCUGGACCCAAUACUACGUCACUAAUUGAGAAGACCGAGACGGCAACGACAGUGUUGGAGAAACUCGUGCCAGAUACCUUGCGACAACGGAUCCUGUUCCGGGCAAGACUUGUACAGCAGAAGAGCCACCUUCCGAAGCGUCUUUGGUGGGCGGCAGUGGACAAGCAAAAAUUUGAGAACAUGGUCUGCGAUGUACGCAGCAUUGUGAACGGUCUGUGGAACUUGCUUGAUCCCGUACAACGAGAAGAUUCUUCGGCUAUGCUACGACAGAUCCUUGCUGGGGUCAUUCAAGUCAGUCAGAGCGUCAGCGAGUUGCGUGCUUUGCAGCAAUCCGGAGUUGCCGGUAGCAAUAUUACUCCCUCGUAUGCUGACGAUGUGGUUUCUCUGGCUGCAGAUCUCAAGUUGACACGCAUUGAGAUUAAAGACAUCGAGCUUGCUGGAAAGAUAGAGGCGCCGACUACUUCUGCAACCUUGACUGUCAUGAAUAGAAGAAUGUUGACCAACGUCACCCAGAUUUCAAUCAACGUCAACGUGGCUCAAGGCUUUUACGAUGGUCAACCAGUGUGGAUCGAGUACAAAGAUGUUCCGCAGAGACUGAAAAGCAAGCUGACUUCACGAGUCAAGAACCUUGCGCUACUGCUUGCUUUGACGAAGAAUCCUUCUUUUCACACAUUGCGAUGUCAGGGAUAUCUUGAAGAGGAAGCUCGGUUUGUCUUUAUAUACCAAUGGCCCGAGUCUUCCAUCAGCCAGAUAUCGGGGGAGACACGAUUCGCUAUGUCAUUGACCGAGCUAAUCCGCGACUCUAAAAAUUUUGCUUCAAUCAGUAUCACGGAUCGUCUACAGGUGGCCAGAGAGCUUUGCAAAACAUUACUAGCGUUUCAUACUGCUGGUUGGCUGCACAAAGAUAUCCGAUCCGACAACGUCAUGUUCUUUCGAGAAAAUGGCUGGUCCAUGCCAUACGUCACGGGGUUCAGCUUCGCAAGGCAGGACUCACCAAGCGAGAUCUCGGAGCAGCCAUCGCAAGAACCAUUGGAAGACAUAUAUCGCCAUCCUCAUGCAUUAGGCGAGCCGUCGACGUCCUUCCAGAAGCACAUGGACAUGUACAGUCUGGGCUUGUUGCUGCUGGAACUGGCGGAGUGGAAAACCCUGAAGCAUAUCGUUGCAAAAUGCGUCGAGGUAAGGAAAAUAGACAGCAAUGUUGGCGUGAGACUUGACAGCAUUGCCGAAAUCCCAAAAUGGUUGGACAAACACGUGGUUGCUACACGCAAGCUCAAUUUUCGCAUGGGUGAUAUUUAUGCUGAUGUCGCACAUACCUGUCUGAAGUAUGGGAUGACAUCCCCCGAUGAAUGCCCCGAUACGCUACCAGAUCUGCUUCGGUUCGUUCGAAAUCUCGAGCGAAUUUGCGUAUGA
Molecule: messenger RNA, 1863 nt
Organism: Botrytis byssoidea
Lineage: Eukaryota; Fungi; Ascomycota; Leotiomycetes; Helotiales; Sclerotiniaceae
Exons: 1
Coding region: 1-1863 (620 amino acids)
Biological process (GO): protein phosphorylation
Molecular function (GO): ATP binding; protein kinase activity
Source: RefSeq, a predicted model, not a curated record